Pseudogymnoascus destructans is the source of this 1161-nucleotide messenger RNA. RefSeq lists its product as uncharacterized. Lineage: Eukaryota; Fungi; Ascomycota; Leotiomycetes; Thelebolales; Thelebolaceae. The record is from RefSeq and is a predicted model, not a curated record. Bases 1 to 1161 code for a protein of 386 amino acids. The transcript is spliced from 2 exons.
AUGUCGUAUAGCUCGAGAAUUGCCUCAGUCCCUCUGCCUCGUCCAAGGCCUUCAAAUCUUCCUCACCGCCCAGGAACGAAGCGAAUCGAACCUCACAAAGUCAUAGGGGUCCGCGAAAAACUACGCAGCUAUCGCAUGGCUGUGAAACUACAAGACGUCGCCGUUCCAACCAACCUCGAAUCCAGCUCUCCCUUCCAAGCAUCCCACAGCUCCCAGGGAUCGUUAUCAUCUGCGUCGCGAUCGUUUCCGCCCCCUCUGAGCGAGGCAUCGUACGCGACGAGCCACACUGAUCUCACGGUUGUGUGGAGCCAGCAAGAUGGGAAUUACUUGUCGGAGCCAACGAAGAAGGCACUCGGCCCAGCAAUGAAAGCCCAGAAGGCGCUGAUUCGGUACCUGGAGAGUUGCUUGGGUGACUGCAGGAAGAGGAAAGUGAGGUGUUCAUUGUCCCAUCACGCCCUAGGGGAUAUCCUGGACGGAAGUCACGAUGAACAAAACGAAUCGGACGUCCAGUGGGCAUUAGAUUACGACUCUGAAGCAAAGGGGUCUGAUCCCCUUUCUGGCUUUCAUCUAAUUGAAGAUGCGAUAAAGGAAGAGCAGAAGUCGUCUAUCUUAGAGAACAUCGAUAAUGCGGCAAACAAGCUUGAUAUUCACACGAUACCAGAUAGCAUAUACCCAAGCACAAUCAACGAAGGUGACUUCGAGGACUCACUACUAGAACCGGAAGAGAUCGCUCAAUGCAGCCCUCUCCACCCCAGCAAUCCAUUUCAAUCCUUCGAUCCCCCGCCUAUGUCACGGCGGCAAUUCAGCACCCUCAAAACAGAUCGAACAUAUCUUCUGGCGACAGAGAUAGAAGUGUUGGGCCCCAGCGGGCCAUAUCACUACUACAUGUGUCUUUGCAACCCAGCAAAUUGCCAGGACACCUUCAGCUCGUCACAAGAGCUGCUUGAUCAUACACACCACUGUCACCCGGGCUUCCCGCCGAUGGCCUUCGACCCGAUGAGACUAGUGUGCCUGGAGUGUAUGAUAUUCUGCGCUGAGAGGUCAAAUUUUGGGACCUGUCCGAAUCCGCAGUGUUUAUCACAGCAGGAGCCGGUGGUGAAUAUCUAUGGAGAGUUUUAUCUGCCAGACGAAGUCUCCUGGAUGGACGAUGAGACGCCUUAA